CACACUCUUUUACAGAAAAUCAAUUUGAUUUGGGUGCAGAGAAGAUGGAUCGUAUCGGAAGUCUCCCUGACGAGGUUCUUUCUCAUAUACUCUCUUUCCUCACAACAAAGGAAGCUGCUUUAACCUCGAUUCUCUCCAAAAGAUGGCGUAAUCUGUUUACACUCGUCCCUAACCUCGACAUUGACGACUCUGUGUUUCUUAUUCCGGAAGAGGGUAAGCGAGAAAGAGACGGUAUCCUUCGAAGCUUCUUGGAUUUCGUGGAUAGGGUUCUAGCUUUGCAAGGUGAUACCCCCAUCAAUAAAUUCUCCUUGAAAUGCAAAACUGGUAUCGACACAGAUCGUGUGAAUCUUUGGAUAUGUAAUGUCCUCCAACGUGGCGUUACAAGCCUUGAACUUGUCCUCGAUUUUCCUAGAAUCGGUGAUGACGAUUUUAUGUAUUUACUGCCUGAUGAGAUGUUUGUUAGUAGCACACUGGUGGAGUUGAGUUUAAGAAGCGAGUUCGGUGUUGAUUGGUGGCAAGGAGGUACAAACACUUUCUUACCAAUGCUCAAGACUCUCACCUUCGAAUCUACGUGGAUUCUGUUGUGCGAUGAUCUUCAGGAGUUCCUCUCUGGUUUCCCUGUUCUUGAGGAGUUCUACAUGGCUGAGAUUGAGUGGCCUCAGUCGGACCAAUCCGUGUCGAGUGAAAGCCUUAGUAAGUUAACUAUCUAUGCCGGCGGUUUCGAAGACUUUUGGAAUCCGAAAAACAUUUCUUUUGAUACUCCCAGUCUCGUUUACCUUGAGUAUUCUGAUUUUGUUGCCGCGGAUUAUCCCAAAGUCAACUUGCCCAAUCUAGCUGAGGCUGUACUCAUCCUUAAGGUAACUAGGGAUCAGGUUGAUUUAAUACGAGCACCAGAUGACGAAGAUGAUGUUUCUCUACGUCUUGGAAAUGUUUGGAAGCUCAUAAGUGGCUUAAGAAAUGUGAAUAAGCUUUUCUUUUCUGCUGAGUCUCUUGAGGUACUUUCUCUAUGCUGUGAGUCGAUGCCGGUGUUCAACAACCUCAAAUCUCUACAUAUUACUUGUGAUGCGGAUCUGGGAUGGCAAGCGAUGCCGGCUCUCUUAAGGAACUGUCCCCAUUUAGAAACUUUAAUCCUCAAGGGUCUCUUACACCAUGUGACUGACAAGUGCGGGGAUGCUUGCGACUGUAUAACUCGGGAGGACAAAGGUCGUUCACUUUCAUCAUGUCCAGUGAAGAAGUUGCAGAUCAGAGGGUUUAAAGGAACAGUUAGAGAGAAAGAGAUGAUAAGGCAUUUCUUGGAGUCUUUCCCAUGUUUGGAUGAGAUGGAAGUAUAUGCCGCAGGCCAGAAUAAUGAUAAUGAUCCUACAAACGUGGAAGUAAAUAGAAUUUAUAAAAUCAUUGCAUACAAGGUCCACGCGGAGGAGAUUUCUACUGAUACUGUGCUACAGUCUGAGAGUAUGUCCCAAACCCAGAUGGAGGAGAUCUCCUCUCAGUUUACACCCCGCAAUAACAGAAAUAAGUACGAUUUUGUUUACAUCUUGCAUGGAUCUCCUCCUCCACCGCAGGAUAUGUCUCAGGACUACCUUAAAGAACAGCUUGAUGCUGCUAAGACCAAACUUGCAGAACUUAAUGAGGAAUAUAAGGAAAGGCAACGAGUCCAUGAUGCUAAUGAGGAAUAUAAGGAAAGGCAACGAGUCCAUGAUGCUAUGUUUGAUAGAAUUGUUGAGCAGUACCCGAUGAUAGCAUCGGCAUUGAAGGCUCGACAAGCUGCAACAGACUCUGAGGGGUCAGAGGCGUCUAACGAUCAGGAGAAGAAGCGGGACGUCGAGGCUCUGUUGGAAAUCAUGGCGGACCUGUAUCCAGAUUUUGCAUCAGCGCUGAGGGCUAUGCGUGGGACUGACUUAGAGCGAGGGGAGCCGUCGAGAGAUCAGGGGGAGAUGGCCAAGCUCGACCAACCUACGUCCACAGCUAUGGCAGCAGAUCUUUUACCACGAGAUGGACACUAGAUUUAUGAUUGUGCUUUUUAUUGUAAAACUUAUACUCCUCCGUUUCAUUUUAUUUGUCGUUUUAGACUUA
Messenger RNA from Brassica oleracea var. oleracea, 2073 nucleotides. RefSeq names its product F-box/LRR-repeat protein At3g58930-like. The record is from RefSeq and is a predicted model, not a curated record. The transcript has 4 exons. Lineage: Eukaryota; Viridiplantae; Streptophyta; Magnoliopsida; Brassicales; Brassicaceae. Gene Ontology annotation, molecular function: protein binding. The coding region runs from base 45 to 2003 and encodes 652 amino acids.